Molecule: messenger RNA, 19862 nt
Organism: Xyrichtys novacula (pearly razorfish)
Lineage: Eukaryota; Metazoa; Chordata; Actinopteri; Labriformes; Labridae
Source: the annotation of a GenBank genome assembly
GCUGUUGGAAAACUAAACGAACCAAAACUUUACUUCUCUACAGCAUGCCACAGAAAGGUAAGCUCGCUCUUUCCUCUCUCUCUCUCUCACUCACUCACUUUCUCUCUCUCUCUCUUCCUCUCCCUCUCUCUCACUUUUACCCUCCCUCCCUCUGUCCAUCUCUUUUCUCUCGCUCUAUCAGUCAGAGCAUGGAGAUAAAAAAAAAAGUUUCACUUCAUAAGAACUAGAUGGAGAUCGAUACUAAAAAAAAGAAAAACCGAGACAGAAAGAAACAAAGAAAGACAAAAAUUAUUACAAUUGUUUAAUUUAAUGAGAAAAAAAAAGAGAGUAAAUGGAGAUGAAGAGAGAAAAGGGGGAUUUUUUAGACGCGGUGGAAAGGAAAAAAGAGACAGGGAGAAAGGAGUAUUACGAUAUUUUCUCCUCUUUUAUGUAAGUAUUUUACAAAAGAAGAUUUUUUUGGAAUAUCAUCAAUACUUUCUCUUAGAUAAGUUGGUUUUCAUGUCUAACAGGUGUGUAUUCCUAUUUUGGCAAACAGAAGCUCUGAAUCAAAGCAAGGGGGGGGGGGGGGGGUAAAUUUUGAAACAUUUUGAAGACUGAAUCACUGGAAAAUACUCCUUUAAAGUAAUUCAAACAAAUAUAAAAUAGUUGUUCAGAGGUUUGAAUCUAUUACGGUAAACCUGCUCUGGAUGUAAGGGCUCCUGACUCACGGUCAAAAAGACACAAACUUGUCAUUUUAGCGUAAAUGCUUCACACCUGAUGCUCUACAUUCUUCUUGACUCGCGAUUAUUUUGCCUUGAAGACAAAACUGAGGGCAAAAUAUUACACAAAAACAAACAACCGCACGAGCGACCCUAAAACACCUCUCGCUCUGGCUUCGGCGCUCGAGCUGGGUGCGCGAGGUGAUGCCAGGCGCUCCAUCCUCGGUGAUGGAUGAGGAUUAAUAUCAAUCAUCUCAGAGCAUAUUCUCUGCCGGAUUAUGACGGCUUGGCAGAGGUAAGAGAUCAGUUUGAGCUCCGUGUGGGUAAAAGGAGGUGAAGAUGUGUACUCUCAAGUGUGUGCGCACUUAUUAGAACACAUUCAGAGAAAAACUAUCGCGAUAAUUUCCCAAAAGGCGCUUGAGUACACUGAAAACUGCUUUAUGGGAUAAGGACAAUAUUUUGGACAGCAUGAAUGUUAAAUUGUUGAAUUAGUCAGGUUAAAACUGGAGCAUCUAUGUUAAACACACAGUUUCAGGUUGAGUAGGCCUAACUUUUCUCUGACUUCAACUUUAACGUGUCUUCAACUUUUACCAAAGAUAUUUUUUCCAUGAAGCUGAACUUGUUAUAUUUUACCGGAUCAUAAAAUGUCAAACUUUCAUCUUCAACUAACUCGUGGUUUUAUUCUGAAGCCUGUAGCGUCCGUAAAAUUAGGUUACAAAUGAUGUCAGUUCAUAAAUAUAUUUGCAGCACCUUAAAGCAUCCCUAAAAUUCAUAUUCAACAGAGAUUAUAAUGAAAGUUAUCAAUUGUAUUCCUCACCUGCAUCUCCGUGUUAUUUAUUAUAGGAUCAUUGAAAAUAAAUGUUUCAAGGCCUCGUUGGGACUUACUCGAGGCCUCCGCUCGGUGUCAAGUGCCUGCAGCAGCCCUGCUUUGAAAAUAAAGAUGUUUUUGUUCUUUAUGUCUUAUUAGAUACUGUUUGUAGAGAGGGCUGUAAAAAAUCUAAAACCACUUUAAACAAGACGGUCUCCUCCGCGAUAAGACAGCUGUUAAUGGAGGUAUUCAUUAAAUCUAAGCCAAUUAACUGCAUGAUUAAUCAGGUCAAAAUCAAUUCAUACAACAUGUGAAUUUGAAGCAUUUUAUUUUCUGGUGUGUAUGUGUGUGUGUGUUUGCCUGUCUGUCACACGGUGAGGGACGGGCUGCAGCUCCCGUGUGUGCGCAUUGGGAGUAUCCUCUGCACGUGCCCAAAUGCCCCUGUAGUCUGUAAUCUGCCAGGCGCACCUGAGACACAUCCAACCUUUCACCCUAACUUAUUGGAGAAGAAUCAAACUCAGCUAUGUGAAUUAUGUUUUUUUUUUUUUUACCAAUUACAUCCUCUCUCAUUUGCACAUAAAGCUUCAUCCCCCUUGAAGUGAUCGUGUCUGUCAUUCAGCUGCACUGCAAGGACCCUAAAAAAAGCAGAAGGAUCGUAAUUUGAAAAUCAAAAAUCUCCACAAAUUGUUCAAUUUCUAGUUGAUCUCACAUCAUCCACCAAAAAAAAAAAAAAAAAAAAAUAGAAAACAAAAAAUGUUCAACUACAGUCUGUGAAAUGACAUCCAUCUUUGUGUAAAGUUCUUUCUCUGUGUGUCUGGGGUAUUUUUCAGAUUAUAUUGAGUUGAAAAAUUCUGUUGCUUUCACAUGGAAAGUUGUAGAAAGUUGAUUUAUGGUGGGCCAAAAGUGCAAACAGGUUUAUUCAAACGAUUUAUAUAAAUCCUUCCAAUACUACUUCACCUCAAAAUCAGUUUACCCUUUCCUAUAAUGACAACAGUGAAGAAUGACUGAAAAGAAAGUAGCACUUGUGUUCGUGUUUUUACUCCAAUAACAUGGCCCUCUGGACUUUUUAAGAAAUGUUUAUUUUUGAAAAUCCAAUGCCUAUUUAUUUAGGGGAGACAGGGGUUGGUUGUCACACUUUUUACUAAGUGAAUUUCUCCUGAUCAGUACAUCUUUUAGUGGUAAUAUCUACAUUAGACAAACAAAAGCUUUGGGUUUGCUUUGAAAUGGGCUCCCUCUUUUCUUAUAAAUUAAUUUUACGGCAUACUAUUGGCCAUCAAAGACACUGGCGUGUUGUAAAAAAACAAUCAAUCCUAUGAUUGGUUGUCAGUGAACUGGAGUGACAAUGAAAUGUAACUUUUUUUUUUUUUUUAAACCAGACACCAAAUAUAUUUUUUUAAAUCCAGGAACAACUCCAUAAUGUUCAGCGGUGCCCUUGAAUUAUUCUCUCUAAUUGAGAAAAAUGUAGUCCAAAAAAGGGUUACAAAAUUAGAGAUUUAAACAAGAAACUAUUUAUUUGUUUUGUGUGUGUGUGUGUGUGUGUGUGUGUGUGUGUGUGUGUGUGUGUGUGUGUGUGUGUGUGUGUGUGUGUGUGUGUGUGUCAGUAAGUAAGAAAACUGGACACCUUAACAUGAAAGUUGGCUAUGUUGACUGCAUUUCUGAAAUGAUUUUACCAAAAAAUCAAAUAGCAUAAAAAAAUAAACAGGAGAAAACUUUGUUACAAAGACAGCCCUGAAGUACCUCAUUAUAUGUCCAACUUUUUCUUACAUGACGUGAAUAAAAGUGUGACAUCCACCUUACAGAGCAGUGAGACAACCAUCCCCACCUGACCUCCUGACAAAGAUUUUUUGCUAUUGAUAGUCCCAAAUCAACACUAUAAACUCUAAUUUUUCAAUAAUUAUUUAUCUGUAAAAUGACCAAUCCCUUUAAAACCUUUAUGACCUCGGUCUCCCGUACAGUCCAAAUAAUAAUAAUAAAAUAUAGCUAGUCUCCACUUUACUUUAUUACUUUGAUCAGCAACAUCUGCUUUGAUUAAUCUGUUGUUUUUGAUGUUUUAAAUUUGUUUUUAUGUCUGAGUUGUUUUUGUCCACUUAUGUACAGCACUUUGUUUCAACUGUGGUUGUUUUAAAGUGCAAUAAAUAAAGCUAAGUUGAGCAACAGCUUAACACAGAUCCUUAUUAUUAUUUUUAUUAUUAUUAUUAAUAUUAUUAUUAUUUGGGGCAGUGGGAGCAGUGGCAGAAGUGUCGUGCAGCAGCAGUAGCUCGGUCGGUGUGUGUCUGUCUGUGGACUGUGUUCUGCUCAUAUCAGCACUCUGUGAAUGCGGCUGAAUGAAACUUUUAUAUUGUCAUCAGUGUGUUCAACAGAACUCCUUUAUGUCCCUUGUACUGCUCAAAUUGGGCUCCCCGCUGCGGUUUUGUGUCGCGGGUUUUUUAACGAGCCGCAGCUAACGAGGCAACGACAUCAGAAUCCCGCGGACACACAAAGCCUGCUGGGUAUUUACCGAGCCGAGCUGCGGCUCCGCUCCUACGGCUCUUUGUGUCCUUUCACACGGAGAAACAGCUGAGUUAUAGCGGGAACAAGGUGCCCGCAGCCUGUGUGUGUGUGUGUGUGUGUGUGUGUGUGUGUGUGUGUGUGUGUGUGUGUGUGUGUGUGUGUGUGUGUGUGUGUGUGUUGGGGGGUGCUGCUUCAUGUUCAUUAUGCAGGUUGUUAAUGACAAGAGCUUCAGAGGAGGAUCUGCUUUGAUGCCUUUAUUUGGGGCCAACCAUAAAAGACUUUGGUUUUUGAUAAUGUGAUGUAGAAUAAUGAAUGUCAUGAGCUCCUCUGCCUUAAACACACCAAACAGUUCAACUUGGUCCUGAGUAACUUCCAUCCAUAAGGAUGCAUGUUGAAACAGCUCUGAACUGUGGCCCUCACCCUCACGUUACAACUUUAAUCUGCCUAAUGUGCUAUUUUCAUUCUUACUGGUAUAUUUUUACUUUUCAGUUUAACGUGAGUAAUCCUUCAAAAAUGAUUUGACGAUCCCACAUCGUCAAGACUAUGUCGUUUGAGUCCAUAGUCCUGUUUUGUGUUCUUGUUUAAAAUGUCACACAUUUGGUUUAUCCUCAUAGUGACCCCAGGUAUUCUGAUCAAUAGUCAUGUGUAAAAUGUUUGCACAUAAGUGUUAGGCAUAAUUUCUUUAUUGUGACAGUAUAUGGUCAUAAUUCAGACAGACUCACAGAAUUGGUCGUCUCUUUUUAUCCAUGCCUUCUAAACUAUGUACUUAAAAAGCUGACACAAACAAACAGAACCAAUAUCAAUUAAAUAAAUACAAAAUUCAACACCUGCUCCUUAACAACAUUUAUGUCAGUGUUUAUUUCAACUGGAUGAGUUGGACACCUGCACAUGACCUCAACUUUUUGUGGUUUUCAUCUUUGAUUAAAAAUAGCACAGAAAAAUGACAAUUUAGAACAACUCAUAAUGUCAAGGUUAGCUUUUAUUGACCUCUUUAAAAAAAUAUAUCAAAUUAUCUUUCAUUUCUUUGUAAAACUAAUGUAUUGGACCUCGACACAUUUGGCAGAAAUGGUCCAAGAUUCUCUCUGCAAUAGUAAAAAAAUUGUCACAACACAACUGUUUGGUUUCUCCUUGAUGAUAACAUGAUGGAACCAGUGAUUACUGUGAGCAGCAGAAAAGCAUUUAGAUAUUUUGUGUCUGUUGUAAAAAAAAUAAAACAAAUAAAAAAUAAAAUAAAAAAAGGCUCAAGCAGAGAUGUGACAGAAGCACAGGUAAGGAAACAGACCCCUUUUGUCCCUGUGGUACUAAACUUAAGUACAAGGGGUGUGUGCGUGUACAUAUAUAAAUAUAAGAAAAAAUAUUGAUUCAGCAGCAACUUGUGGAGUUACUGAUCAAAAACCAAAAUUUUACAUAAAAUUUGCAGACUAUAUAACCUUGUCAGGUCAGAAAACGUGUCUCCAAAUCUGUCACAAACCUGUUCACAGAGAACAAGGCAAACUCAUUUGAAGCAAGCCAGUAGCCUAGUUCUGAGUUUUGGGUGAUAUAUCUGGAUAAGAGAACAACUGACCAAGAGUAGACUCAUACAUAAAGAUGAAAGAAAGCCACCUGUGUGUCAGUACAGGAAAUUAGUGCCUGUGUCAGUGCUCUGGAGCCCAGAAUGAGUGCAGGACUCCUGUCUGUGCUCAAAACUUUAUGGGCAUUAGCAUACAUUAGCAUAUGAAGCAAUCUCAGGACAGUUUGGCAUUCAGCCAUUCAGUCCAAACACCGUCAACCAGAGUUUUUCUAUCCAAUGAAAUGUUCCCCCUAAACUGCUGAAAACUCAUUUCAAAACUUCUUUAAAAACUGUAUGUAGAAGAGAAAUUAACAUGUCCUCAUAUCCAGGAGGAGAUUUUGGGUUUUGUCUGUGUAUGUACUCUACAUAACAACACAAUAAGUGUUUUUGUCUCUGUCCACACAGAUUUCAGGAGCCAAACAAGCUGGGAGACCGGUGUGGCUUCGAUGAUGCAAAACAGUAAGUGAUACUGCUGAAGCGUUUGGCAUCAUUUAUGGUUUCAACAUUCCCAGGUCUUCUUAUUUAUCACCCGUAGAUACUGUGCCAUUGAGUUAUUUGAACCCCAAAGAUAGCAUGUAAAAAUGAACUGGAAAAAAAUGAAUUAGCCUUUAAAUAAAUCGCUUGGCUGAAUGAUAUGUAGCUGCAGCUUGAGAUCAGUGAGUGAGUUUGACAAUGAACUUCACCUGUGCUCUCUGUAGGAAGUUUGUGUGGAUCUCUCUUCUUUUUUUAUCUUACUCCAUCCAUCUUUCCUGAUCAUCACUCCUAUGAUACAUUGCCUCUACCUCUAAUAUUUACUUCAUUGUAAAUAGUUAUACUGCCAGGCUUUAAGGUGUCUGCAGCAUUACCACAUUACCUGCACUCUAAUCGAUUGUAAUUCUCAGUAGUGAGAAUGAAACAGCUGGAGGAUUGUUGAGGAACAGCUAAAGGUGGACCAAUAUUCAUUUACUAAGAUCAUUAGUGAAUGAAGCACAGCUUACAUUAGGAGGUGACCAAAAUGAAAGUGGGUUCAAUCACUCUGCAGUCUGCUGCAUUAGUACUGUAUUUAACUUUCACCCAAGUCCCCUGAAAUGUGUGUGUUUGGCAUACACACACACUCACAGUAUGAGAUAAAUGCAGUGGUAUUGUGUUGAUUUUUUGCUUUUAGGCACAGGGAGUAAAAUUAGGAAUAUUUAAGGACAUCUUACAGUCAUAUUCUGGGACACAACACUUCCUAGAUGACGACAAGAAGCUUCUGUGAUGCAUAAUUAUGAUUCACCAUUCACCAUAAUGACCAUUUGUAAAAAAUAUUUAACUUAUUGUCUACUGAUACACAUCAUUUGGUGCACAGCAACGACUGUGGUACAAAAGGUUUAGUUAAACAGUCAAAAUGCUUUUUCAAAAGGAUCAAGGUAUAAAUGUUAACUUCUUUUGAUAUGAAUUAGAAGCUUUUGAAGCCUGACCUUGCUCUACAGAACCCUUUAGCUAUGAUAUUUAUAAUCAUAUUUACAAAUUAUUACUUAUCUAAAUAUUGUAGAGCUUUACUUUAAUACAUUUUUGAAAUAACUGCUCUGACACUUGAUGUGAUAUUUAUUACCUAUUCAUAUACUUGGAUUUUAUUGCACACCCACAUUUGUAGAUGAUAGCUUAUCAUUUUCCAACUUCCAACAGUAGUUGAUUUGGAGAAACUAGGGGCUGUAUUCGUGGUGAGCCAUGGGGAAUUGGUGCUACAGCCAUCCCUCAUGUUUAGCACAUUUGCAGGUUCAUCAACUUUGCCCAGAAAGCACAGUGGGAUAGAACGGAAGUGAAGGCAUCACACUUUCCUGGUGUCCCUAAAGUGAGGACUGCAUACAACAAUUGAUAAUAGUGGGACAGAUUGAAAAUCGAUAAUUUCAGAUGCCAGAGUUUAUUUGUACUCUGAUUUGAGGUCAGAAACCUCAAACAAAAAAUAUGGAUAAUAAACUCUCUGAGUUGCAUCAUGUUGGGCUGUGGCUAUUGCCAUGGUUUCUUUUGAUUACCAUAAUGUCAAUCAAGAUGUUAGUUGCUGCACACACAGUACUGAGAAAUGGUCUUAACUGGAAAACAAGCUGUUUUUGAAUAAGUUUUCUACUUAUAAUGAUAUUUUUUUUACACUUCUAAGCCCACAAGUGACCAGCUAGCUGGUGUAAAAGUGUAACAUCUUACAAACGGAAAGACAUUGCGCGGUGAGGAAGAAGUAGGCAGUCAGCUAAAUUUCUGUAUUAAUCUGUUGGGGCAGUGUGAAGACUGCCAAAGAUGAUACUGCAGGGUACAACGUAAGGUACAUUUAAAAGACUAUGCCCAGGAUUUUUUCCUAAGAGUAAGAGAGGGUAUAUGGUGGUCUGUGCAUGAGUAUCCUGGGAUUUUUUUUCUGCUGCAGAGGCAUGAUUUUGAUGGUGUUGUAGUCUUGGUGUCAAGCAUGUGUAUAUAGUUGUUAUGAUACCACCUAGUGAAAAAGGGACUGGGUAUUUCACUGGCUGACUGACUUUAAGAGUGACAACUUUUGGUUGGUUGUUUUUGCCCAAAAGGAUUAUAUUGCAGUCAAUCUUUGAACCCAUCACAAAUCAUUGUCUUUACUGUCUGAUGAAGAAGAGAAAUAUACAUAACAGCAUUUCAAUUGUUUAGGUAUCAGCCAGUGGUUACAAAUAUGACUCUCUUCUCACAUUUCACAGCUAAAGUGAAAGUUGAUUCAGGUUCUCAUCAAAGCGACUCAGCUGCUGCUCUCAAGGGCUGGCUUGUAUGUGUGUGUGUGCGAGUGUGUGUGAGUGUGUCACAGAGGGACCACAGCCAAAUUGACUCCAUAUGUCUGUCUAUUAAUUGUGUGUCAGCGGAGGGAAGCCCGGGUGCUCUCCCGUGGGAAAUGACACUGUGAUUAACAUUUCUAUGGCACCAUGACCAACCCUUAAACACACAGUAAACAUGAUGUGAGGCAGCAUGAUGAAGAGUUUAGAGUAAAAUCCUCUACCAGCACACUCAAAGUCAACAGCUCCUGCAGGGCUGGGACUCUGACUAUAAUUUAAUUAACCAGAUGAGAAGUUCAAAGCCUCGACAGUGUGAGGUGUAGUGAAAUGUAAACCCUCCCUCAUCCAGGUUAUCCAUCUGUUUUUCCACUGGAGUAGUUUUUACCCAAAGAGAGAUGGGGUGGGAGUCUGUUUUGAGCAUUCUGACAAAUAAAUGAGCAGAUUUUCAUUAAAUUUCUGGUAACACUUUAAUUGACGCCUAUCUUUAUAACGUGUUAUAAAUGUAUGUACAAUGCGUUAUAAUCACAUUAUAGCACUGUAUAACUAUAGUUAUAAACACUCUUGUUAAUGAUAGCAGUAAACAUAACACAUUAUAAAGCAUUUUAUCAUGAUUUACAAGGUGAGGUAUUAUAAUGUGUUAUAACUGUUAAUGCAAUGCAACUGUUGUUAACAGUUAAAACACAUAACUUGAUUAUAAUGCAUUAUACAUAUGUUUAUAAUGCGUUAUAGAGGUAGGUGUCAAAUAAAGUGUUACCAAAUUUCUUUCAAAUAAUAGCAAAUUAUUACAUUGAUCAUUGUGUCAUACAAACUGAGAAAAUACUUCACCUCUUUGCUCGAGUCAUUUAACUCCUGUUAUAUAGCCAUGCAUCUGUUUUAUGAAGGACUUUACCAUUAUUCAAACAUUUGAGCACACGCACAAAUUUUGUGGUUCUAAUCAACUUUUUUUUAAAUGAAAACUGCAUAUAAACUUUUUAACUUUAAUCAAAGAAAUGUACUCCUCCAAGUUACACUAAUUGACAUAUAAACUUUUUAACUUAUAAAUCAAACUACGUGAGGUCUUGGAAAGCUCCUUCUUUUUCACCGGUACCUGGACAACUCUUUAAAAAAGGGAAAGUUUAGUGACCUAUGUUGUGUAAAUCGAAGUCUUUCAGGAGUAUGGGACUAAAACUCCACAUCGAGAUUGACGAUAUCUAUGACAGUGAUGGGCUACCUAAUUUUUAAGUGCCAUGAGCUAAUCUGCCAGUUUUUAUCCAAUGAGCCCCAUUAUCCCCAAAUGAAAUGUAGAUAGUACAACCAAUGUAGCACAAGUAGCUCACCACUUCAAGGGUCAUUUUAUGUAUUACCAUAAAUCAUCAAAUAAAGGUUGUGGCUUGUGGCUUUUAGCACCGGUUUCUGUGAAUUGGUUGUUUUUUGCAAACGAGGCUGGUUUGCACAGAGAGAAGUAUAGGCAAACAUCACUGGCACACAGAGACGCUGUUUGCUUGGCACUGCAGUUUGUGGAGCAUUCAACCCUUUGUGCUUUGUGAAUCACACAAUGUCUUUUUGGCUAGUUUGCACAGGUUUAGGGAAUCAGGCCCUCACUAUGUACUAGAAUAUGAACAAUUAUGAUCCUCUCACUGUGAGAAGGCCUGCCUGCUGCACAAACCUGCAAUAUAUCAAGGUCUGGUACCUUCGGCGGAAAAAGCAAAUAAAAGACCCAGUCUUUAUUUGUCUGUCAAGUCUGUACAACUAAAUACUGCUUAUAACCACACACACUUUACCUUUCAUUAAAUUGUGUGAACUACCACUGACAUCCAACAGCCUCAAGAUUCAUAACACAUCAUCCACAUGCACCUGUUUGAAGAUAAAACUAAUGUGAGGAAUUGGUACUGGACACAUGUUUAAGUAGUCAGAGAUGUGAUUUACACCAUCAUCUCCAAAUACCAAAGCUUUUAUAACUCUGAUAGUUCUACUUAUGAUCACUGAAUGUGGAAGUUACUUUCACUUCCAGCAGUGUAUGGAUGUGUGUGUAGAUGUGUGCACAUGUGCCUGUAUGUGCUGUGUGUAUGAUUUAUUAAUGUCCCGUUGAGAGGUUUAUAAAUCUGCAAUAUGCUUUCCCCCACAGAGCCAUUAAGUGACAACAGACAAUUGAUUCAGUAAAUCCCUACUUAACCUGCAGAGCUUCACAGCACACACUGUGGUCUGCUGCUGCUGCUGCUGCUGCUGCUGCUGCUGCUGAGAGAAUCGUGUCAGAUCAGACGAGCAACAUGUUGAUCAGCAGACAGGACAGUUUGAGCUUCACAGAAAUCCCCUCCCUCUAAAAGCUGAAGUUUGGCUGAGGGGCUUAAAUGCUUUAUGUAGUUUUUUCACUCUCAGGGAUGCUUUGGGUGUGAUAACAGUUUCAGGGUUUGUCUUAUCAGGAAGCUAUUUACAUCAUAAGCUGGUGUACAAUUUACACACAGACAUCAGCUCAGCAGAGAGAAGGAUAAACAGGUAGAGGCACCAAAGGACAACAGCACAAAAGCAAAACUUUUCCAGGAACCUGAUGUUAUUUGAUAAUCAAUACAUCUUACCUGCUGCCAGCAUUAUUUGCGACGGCUACAUUUCCAGUUACCAUCCCUGAAUGUCAUUGGCCUGUUCUGCAUUAUUUACCUAGGACUUUAAGUCCUGUUGGAAAUACAGAUAAUAAUAAGCCACGGGAACCAUUAAGUUCUUUGAAGAACAGUCCCUAGAACUAAAACUUCCAUUCACUUUUGGUGGAAAUGCACUUUUACUUAUUAUUAACAAGUGCCUCGUACGUCCUUCUUUUCAUGGAUUCCCUUGCAAAUUGAGUGAUAUGAGUGGCUGCUGUGUUACAUAAAAUAAGCUAUUAGAGUUGUGCUGACUAGUACAGAAAAGGAAAAAGCAUGUUUAUCUUGAUGUAUCCUGUUUAUAUGUUUCAGUGACUAUUAUGGCCAAAGACUGGGUUGCAAGAAACUCGAUGCACAUAACAAGCCACAAUACAAGAGUCUUGUGUGCGCAGUGUAUUGAAAGAACAUCCAUCUUAACAUAUAAUAAACCAAACUAUACCACUUUUUCUCCUCAUCUUCUCUGGCCUGUGUUCACUGACUCUCUUUCUACUUUAAGUGUGUGAUUAAAGGGGCUCAUUAGAUCAUCAUACUUAGAUGUAUCUUUCUAUUACUGUUUAUUACUCCUUAGUUUAUCUGCUUUAAACCGCACCAAUUUUCCACCCCAGUUUAGAUCAGAUGUUUCUCAGCAAAGCAUUUUUCUUAAGAUUUUUGUGUUUUGUUUUGUUUUUGUUUUUUUUUUUCACUUUUUGUGUUGUCUGUAGGUCACAGUGGAGUAAACCAACUUGGAGGUGUGUUUGUGAACGGGAGACCCUUACCUGAUUCAACCAGGCAGAAGAUAGUGGAGCUGGCACACAGUGGGGCUCGACCCUGUGACAUUUCCAGAAUACUGCAGGUAAAGUCCUGAAGGUACUUCAGUCCGAUUUAGACUGUGAAGGUCAACAUUGUUUUUAUUGGUUUUCCAGGAAAGUUGCAGAACCACCUCUAAGGGGUUCUAGUCUCCAUUUACACUCUGAGGGCCACUAUAGGUGCCUUAAGACCAGUGUUGUGGUCAAGUCACCAAACCUUACAUCAGCGUGAAGUCUCUGGUCUUAAGUGUUCACAGUGGUUAGCACUGUCGCCUAAUAGCAAGAUGGUCCUGGGUUCGAAUCUGGGUCAGGGUGUUUCUGAGUUCGUACAUUCUCCCUGUGUCUGUGUGGGUUUACUCUGGGUACUCUGGUUUCCUCCAACAUCCAGUAAACAGGCAGAAGUGGGGUUAGGUUAAUUUGUUACUUUUAAAAUUGCCUGUAGGUCCUGUAUUGUCCAGGGUGUCCCUUGCCUUCACUUCAAGAUGCUGGGAUAGGCUCCAACCUAUAAGUUGUAGAAACUGGAUGGAUGGAUGGAUGGAUGGAUAGUUUGCUUAGAAUAAGCAUAUGGUAACACUGUAUAGCUAUUUAAAGUAAGGGACAUUGGUAAUUCCUUAAGAUGGAUGCUGCCCACCAUAGGAUUAGGAUAAAAUGAAGAAACAGCUGCAGCUAACUGUAGUAACUGUAAAAUGGCGAGAUAUCUUUGAAACUGGUGUCAAGAUUUAUUGUAAAUCCAAAGAACAAAUGUUAGAGCUGGUGCCUCUUUGGGAGUACCAAUAAAUUAAACAUGUAUGCUCUAUAACUGUUCCUCUAGCUGUUUCAUGACUUAUGACAGACUUAAUGUAAAGUGUACUCCAUUCAAAAUAAAAGUUUCCUUUGGUGCAAAAAAUAGCUCAUUGAACCGCUUUACAUUAUGUAAUUAGAAAUUUCCCUUUAAAAACUUCAAGAGAGACAGCAGAGGCCUUUAAAAUGUGUGUGUGAUGUGUACUUCUUUUCGCAUUUAGGUAUCCAACGGUUGUGUCAGUAAGAUCCUGGGCAGAUACUACGAGACUGGUUCAAUUCGUCCUCGCGCCAUAGGGGGGAGUAAACCCAGAGUGGCCACUCCAGAGGUGGUAGGGAAGAUCGCUCAGUACAAGAGGGAGUGUCCGUCCAUUUUUGCAUGGGAGAUAAGAGACCGACUGCUUGCAGAAGGAGUCUGCACCAACGACAACAUACCGAGUGUAAGGCCUUUGACUCUUAAGUCAAAUCAUAGAUUUGUCUGUGCAGGUAAUGUCAGUUAAAACUCAUCAGCAAAACCAGCUUGCUCCAUGGCUUGGCUGUUGAAGCAUGAAAAAGGCGAUAGAGCAGGUAGUUCAAGGUUUAAAACAGUUACCAAGGUUUCACAAAUCAUAGGAAAAUAAGUGUGUUAUAAACAGCUUUAAACAGAACAAAAUUGUACUCAAGAAGUUACAGAAUGAAAAUUUGCUGGGAAAUUUAAGUUAGUUUUUUUUUCGUCAAUGACAUCAAACAUGUUGUAUUAACCAUUAGGUUUCAUCAAUAAACCGAGUGCUCAGAAACCUGGCCAGUGACAAACAGCAAAUGGGCACAGUUGGAGCCGAAGGGAUGUUUGACAAACUCAAGAUGCUCAACGGACAAACCAACUGGGGAGGACGCUCAAGCUGGUACACUGGAACUACAAUCCCUGCCAGUGGUAUGUAAUUUACAUACAUUUUUUCCUACACAUCUGCCACUUUACCCCAACUAAGAAUUACUGCUUCUCAUGCUAACAGUGCUGAUACAGUCUGCUCUCCUGGUGGCAAACAUGAACUAAAUCUGAAAUAAUUUAUAAACGCUCCCACGUUUUGCAUCUCUUUGCAUUUUGCUGCAGUUUUGCGAAUGAUUGUAGAGAUGAGCUAUCAGCAUCCCCACCUGUUGCUGCACAGAGCUGCUCCUUGCACUCUCAUUCUGACGACAGUACAUUUUUCCUCAUGCAGGAGUUGAGCCAAAUGGAUAGGGGACACUUCUCCCAAGUCUAUUGUGGGGUUGAUUCAUCAGACAUGUGACACGAAUUUCACAGUUUACAUUCAAAUGUACAAUUUGAGGUUAUCCAGAGCUGGAAUUGUGAACAUGAUCACAUAAUGCACAAUUACCACCAACUCUAGGCAGGUGGUACAGAUUACUCCAAAUGCUAAUGACUGUUGGCAUUGAUGUUUUAUUUUUUUAUUUUUUUUAUUUAUUAAUUUUUUUUCUUUUUGUGAGGUUUACUUGCAUAAAAAUAGUUCUUUUUUGCUUCAUGUGCCUAUAUAAGGGCUCAUUUGAUGUAUGUAGAAAAUACUGACUGUAGUGGCUCCUACACAGCACAGUUUGUGGUUCAGUAUUUGCAGCUGCUUUGUGAAUCAGAUGUUGCCUCUUCUGUACACAAUAAGUGAACACAACACCUGCGCAAAGUGAAGAUGCCCAACAAAGUUCCCUUUGGGAAUCAAUAAAGUUCUUGUAUUGUAUUGUGUUGUAUUGUAUAGAUUUGUCAUGAUAUGAAAAAAAAUUAAAUUUACAGAUUGUAAUGAGACAUCACAGACUAUGUCAGAGAUGCUCUUGAGCACCUAGGAUCCGUAGAUACGACACGUUAACUAAAAAAAACUCAGCAUUUUUCAAUAAAUGUUUAGAAUAAAAUUAUAACAAAAAGAUUUUCUUUCACAGUCUCGCAUUAGAUCCUUAUUGUUCUCCGACCAAUGGGGGAACAACACUAUUUGUCAUUUUAAUCUUCCUUAUGAACCAAGAAUAAGACUUUUUAUUGACAUGAAUUAUAUUUGCAUUCAGGUCAAAUAUUUUUGCUCUUUUGCCAAAUUACCUCCUAUUGCCAUAAUAUGGAACAGGAGACACAUUGUGUAGAGUUCACUGAGCAGCAUCCUCUCCUCUUUCUUCACUGUGUGAGGGCCCCAUUUGCUGUAUGGAGUAGACUCAUAUGCUGCUGAUCCUCCUCAAGCACCCUGGGAUUACAACAGUGAAACAAAGUCAUGCUAUACUACCACGGCUGCUGCCUUCCCAUCAGUCUGCAGCAUGCUUGUGUGUGUAGGGAAGAGGCAGAGGGGGCGUCUGCACUCAUUUGUGUCUCUUUCUGCCUGACUGAUUGUGACACUGAGCAAUGGCUCCAUUCUGUUUUGCAGUCUCUGUCUGCUGGGGAUAAUGAAUAAUUAGGCUAGCACCGCAAAUAACAUGAGUUCCACAGGGAGCUGGAGUCAAGCUCCCGUCUGCUCAAAGAUCUGCGCUCUGAAGAGCCCUGUGCCUUUAUUCAUCUUCAACUUAUACGCAUGGUUUACUCUCAUGGAUCUGAAUAUUACAUAUUGUGUUGUCUGCUCUGAUCAGGGCUGGGAUUUUAGUGAGGUACCACACACGUUUAGUUGUAAUUGCUAACAAACCUUCAGAGACUGUGUGUGACUUUGCAUUAAGUAUUAAGAUCUCAGGAUUUAAAUUGUAGUGUUCAGCUUAUCAAUGGCGUAAUUAUCCCAGUAUCAAAUGGAUGUGGGAUUUUUAUUAAACAUCUGACAUAAAUUAUACAUCAAAUCCUGAGUUUGUCCCAAUAGUUUACAUUUUAUGAACUGGCUAUUUGUCCACAUAAUCAUUCCCCUUGAUUCUGUCUUUGCUCAGAUUGUUCUCAGUCAGAUGGAGCGGAGAACACCAUCUCAGUAAGCUCUAAUGGUGAAGACUCAGAGGAGACCCAGAUAAGGCUUCAGCUGAAGAGGAAACUGCAGAGGAACAGGACAUCUUUCACUCAGGAGCAGAUAGAAGCACUGGAGAAAGGUAAUCACUGUGAAAAUAAUCCAUAAUUCAUCAUAAACAUCUUAACAUACAGUAUUUACCCAUGAAUUUAAAAAAAAAUCACAUAUUACUAAAUAUAUUAUUACAACGUUUUUAAUUCAGGGCUGAAAUUCUGUACUAAAAUGGCUCAUAUGUCUUUAAAUAUUGUCUUGAAUUCAUGUAAAUCCACCUCCUAAAAAUGAGUGAAACAAACAUUUUUUUCUUUUACAAUAUCUUAAACAUCAUUAGACCGACAAAUAACGGUUUAAAGGUGAAAACCUUUGAUCCAUUGAAUAUGACUCAUUUAGUAUUAAAGUCAGAAAGUUAAGCAGACUUCUGAACCGUCCAUGAAAAUCAUUGUUGUACUAUUUUAAAGAUUCACUGCCCAAGAAAACACUCUUGUAACCUCUUUGUGUAUUUUCACACCAUUUUGGUUUUUCAGAAUUUGAAAGAACUCAUUAUCCAGAUGUUUUUGCCCGAGAACGCCUGGCCAACAAAAUAGACCUUCCAGAGGCAAGAAUACAGGUAGGUUCUAUUAUUUAUUGGUUGAAUUUUGUGAUGCUCACAUUUUAACAAUGAGCCUUUAUGCAUGCUGGAAGCUUUUACAAUAGCUUUAAUUUUUUUCUCUGGUCAACAUUUACCAUGAAAGAUUUUUUCACUAAGCAGUCCUCUAAUGACUAUUCUAUAGUCGAUGGAAAAGUAUCAGCAUCAGCAGUGUACUUCAAUUUAAUCGGGUCUCAGAAAAAAAUUAGACUACCAAAAUCUAUACAUCUUCUUGCAUGUGCAGGUCUGGUUUUCUAACAGACGAGCAAAAUGGCGGAGAGAAGAAAAGCUGAGAAACCAGCGUCGGCAAGUGUCCAACUCCUCCAACCAUAUUCCCAUUAGCAGCAGCUUCAACUCCAGUGUUUACCAGCCUCUACCACAGCCUACCACACCAGGUAAGGACCACUACCAGCAAACACUACUGACAAAGCUUGAUUUAUAGUUUGUAAGCUUGAUCUUUAAAUUAUCUUAUUGUGUGUGAAACGAGGCAUUUAUCUGCAAUCUGCUUCUCAGAGAUACCUCACACAUUGGGAAGGGGUACAUUAAAAGGGCAGUCUAAGGGUAUCAGAACACGGACUUAAGAAAAGAGGCUGAAUUUGUUGGUUAGCUCUUUAUUUGCAUGUUACUUAAAGUAAAUCACAGAGGCAUGUGUGUGAUCAUUAUAUCUAACAAAACCAUGCAAAUUGUACCUAUAUUUUUAAGUUCCUUAAGGGGAACCUUCCCAAAAGGAUACAUUAAGUUGUAUCUAAUCUAAUCUAUAUUUAAGACCCCAAUUUACAUUCAGAACAACAAAGACAUGAACACAACCACAGUAGUUGGGGCAAAACCUGAACUGUUUUCUUCUUUGUUCAAUCUGGUACAUGUUUUCAGGAAAUUCUCAUUUAGUUAAAAGUAUGGUCAGCUUUUUUUUCACACAAUCUUGCAUGUCAUUUUUGACCUGAUAGUGAUUUACAAACGUUAGCUACAUGUUCAGCCAUAGCUUUAAACUUCAUACAGGCCAGCAAUAUCAUCAGAAAUCUUAUCUUGCAGGUUAUGGAAAUACUAAAAAAAAAUAAAUGAAAAUGUUAUUUACGCCCCCUAGAUUCAUGAAGAAAGUUUGUUAGAGACCUUACAAAUAUCCUCUCUAUUCCUCUGUUUUCAGUGUCCUUUUCAUCAGGAUCCAUGUUGGGAAGGUCAGAUCCAGUUCUGUCCAACAGCUAUAGCCUUCCAGCCAUGCCUAACUUCAGUAUGGCUGCCAGUCUGCCUAUGCAAGUAAGAGGACCUCAUAUUACCUAAUACUCAUGGCUUGUCCUGUGCUAAUAGAUGAUGUAAAGGGAAAACUGUUAGUCCUUGAUGAUUUUUGUUGAUUUUAAUUGAUAACAUUGAGUUUACUUCUAGGCAUCCAGUCAGACCUCAUAUUCCUGCAUGCUGCCCAGCAGCCCCGCUGUAAAUGGAAGAAGUUAUGAGACUUACACUCCUCCACACAUGCAGCCACACCUCAACAGCCAGUCAUUGGCCUCCUCUGCAACAUCAUCCACAGGUAAGUAGUAACUGAGAAGCUACAGUUUGAUAUUACACACAAACACUGUGUUAGUCAGUAAUUGAACUCUUGAAAAGAGUUCAUUAAGUUACUCAACACUGGUAAUUAGCAAUAGUUAUGAGUUACUAAAAUCAAAAACAGCUGACGAACUGGGUCACUGUAAAAGAUUAGAAUUACCCAUCUUGGCCGUGGACAAACUUUCCCUUACUGCAAAUGAAGCACAGGGCAGCUGUGGCUCAGUGUUGGUCGUCUCUUAGUCAGAGGAUCUGCUUUUUGAUCCCAGCUCCAACACUGACAUGCUGAAGUCUCCUUAAACCCAUAUCUGCCAUCGUCAGGGUUGCAUGAGAAUGGGAUUCAUUACUACUGGUGAUCCUCCACAACAGCCUUCUCAUCAAAGUUUGUGCCCUUGAUGUUUUAAUGUGGUGAGCAGUGUGAAAGUGCUUUGAGUGGUGUGGAGGACAAGAAAAGAGCUUCUAUGAGUCAAAUACAAGUCAAUUUAAUUUUUACUGUUAACCAUAGUCGAUCACUGUGUUUUUGUCUUGGGAGGAAAUAGUGCAGGCAGGUCCAAGAGGGAGAGCUCAUGCUUGAAUUAUCACUAUCCCCUGUGUGUUAGCACACAGAGUCACAGUGAAUUAUAGAGUUGUAGAAUGUUUUGUGGAGGAUAUGACUUGGCAUUGGAAGAAGAUGUUGCUCUAAAACAUGUGUACUGUCAAAUUUCUUCCUCCAUGUGCAAAAUACAAAUGCCAAAGCAGUUUGUGUCCUCAUUCUAUCAGUCACUAACUUUUGAUUAAGUGGUCCCCCUCCUCUUUCACAUUGUCCAUUAUUUCCAAAAAGAAUAUCCAAUUUUGAUUUUCCACACACCAUUACACAGUUUUCCACUUCCCCUCAGUUUGCCUUAGCAUAGUUACCAACAUUUCUAGGUCAUAUUUACAUCAGGAUUUCUCUUUUUGAUGGUACAUUUGUGGAAGGAGCAGUGGACUUUGUUUACCAACAAUGACUUUUGGAGCCCAUGCAGUGAUUUGUACCAUGUACAGAGUCAUGCCUGUUUUCAAUGCAGUGCCACCUUAUGGGCUUAAGAUUACAACCAUUCAGUAUUGGUUUUGGACCCUUUGGCUUUUGCACAGAGAUUCUUGAAAUCUUUGAAUAGUACUCUGUACUUUAGAUGAUAAAAUCCUCAAAUUCUUUUCAAUAGUGAACUGAAGAGCAUUGCUUUGAAACGAAAUCAUUGUGCACAGAGUAAUGGAUCUCUUACGUUCUUGACUCAUGACGGACUCCACUCUGACCUUUGGAGAUUACCUUCUUUAUCCAUUUAUCAUUCUACAAACCUGUUGCAAACUAGUCCAAUUACAUGGGAGCGGAUUUUGGUGUUUAUUAGACUUACACUACUGUGUUUUGUCAGUGUCAAUAUCUGAUAUGUAGAAUUUGUAAUUGAACCCAGGGUUGAACUGAUUUGUAAACCAUCAAUCUGUUUGUACCAGUAAUCUACACUGUUUUCCAAGGUUGUUUUUACUGGUGUUGAUAGUUACUUUGCCGUGUCUUUAUUGAUAAACUUACACUCAAAAUAACCUCUUUGUUCUCCUCGGUUUAGGUCUGAUUUCUCCUGGUGUCUCAGUUCCAGUCCAGGUUCCAGGGAGUGAAGUGGACAUGUCACAGUACUGGCCACGCCUGCAGUGAUCAGCAGCAGUGAAGGCUACAACAGAACUGUAAGGGACAUCAAAGCAUGACCCAUCUACUACCAAGAUUGUUGCUUGAAUGUAGAAAAGGACCUAAAACCAACUGAGAGACACUGCAAAUGAAUAUGUAGAGGUAACUCUUAUUGGUGAUUUGGAGGAAAAGUGAAAACCAAAUUCUGGACUCAAGCAAGAAGGAGAGACAUGUCCACUCGAUCAGUUGAAGGAUUUUAACACUGUUCACAAGUGACGGUCCAGCUACAUCCGAUCUUUGGGAUUAUUUUCAUCACAUCAUCGCUGCUAGCUACAGUUUGAAGUCUGGCUUGUGAGGACUCUGGAUCAGAAAGAAAAGCUAUAGGAGCUCAGGAACAUGGACCAUCUUACCCUGGGAGACUAGGAGGGGAAACCAGUGACCUCCACCUUCAGUUUCUUAUUUAUAAAAUGUUGUUGUAUUUGUAGCAAAAAAAAAAAAAAAAACAAAGAAGUUGACUGAGAUGUAAAGGGAAGAACUCGCUAAAACUUGAAACGAACUGUCUGCUGUGAAUUUGUUUGACAGGUGAUUCAAAAAGGCCGGCCAGGAAUGUGUAUACAAUUUCAGGAUGUGGAUUCUGGUAAAUUGUGUUUGGUAUUGUAAAAUCUUGACAGGGAUGUAAUCUGCUUAUGAGCAUGGACUUUCUUCAAUGAC